GAAGCUUGCCGCCGAUGGUAGAUGGACUUGCCCCGAAUGAGGCAGCCUUAGUGUGUAGAGUUUCCGAUAGCGGCGCGAAGCUGCUUGUAGACCGAUCGUAGACCCUCUUAGUUUUGCAAAAUGUGGAGCAACGAAAGAUCGCAUGCGAAUGGCGGUGGCAGCGGGGGGUCUCCGGGCAAUAACAAAACCCUCGGUAUGACCUCAGCCAUCAGCACUGCGGAACCGAAACCGGAAGAUUUACAAAAGACAAAGGAACUGCAAAAGUCGCUAGAACCGUAUAAUGUGUUCGAGGCCGAGUCGGAGCUGAACCAUCGUAUGGAGAUUCUGGCCAAACUUAAUACACUGGUCAAACAGUGGGUGCGCGAUGUGUCGAUCGCCAAGAACAUGCCGGAAGCGAUGGCCGAAAAGCUGGGGGGCAAAAUCUACACCUUCGGCUCGUACCGUCUCGGUGUGCACCACAAGGGCGCCGAUAUCGAUGCCCUGUGCGUGGCUCCGCGCAACAUUGACCGGUCCGAUUACUUUGGAUCGUUCUUUGAACUUCUCAAACAGCAACCGGAGGUGACGGAGUGCCGGGCUGUCGAGGAAGCGUUUGUACCUGUCGUAAAGAUGAACUUUGAUGGUAUCGAAAUCGAUUUGCUGUUCGCUCGGUUGGCCCUGAAAGAGAUUCCCGAUAAUUUCGAUCUGCGGGACGACAUGCUGCUGAAAAAUCUCGACCAAAAGUCCGUCCGCAGUCUGAACGGUUGUCGAGUGACGGAUGAAAUUCUUCGGCUCGUACCAAACAUUGACAACUUUCGUCUCGCGCUGCGAACGAUAAAACUGUGGGCGAAACGGCACGGUAUCUACUCGAACUCUCUAGGAUACUUUGGAGGCGUCUCGUGGGCCAUGCUGGUGGCUCGGACAUGCCAGCUCUACCCGAACGCGGUCGCUGCCACGCUGGUGCACAAGUUCUUCUUGGUGUUUUCCCGCUGGAAGUGGCCUCAGCCCGUGCUACUCAAGCAGCCGGAUAAUGUAAAUCUUGGCUUUCAGGUUUGGGAUCCACGAGUAAACGUGCAGGAUCGGUUUCACCUAAUGCCGAUCAUUACGCCGGCGUAUCCGCAACAAAACUCUACGUUCAACGUAUCCAGCUCGACGCGAAAAGUGAUGCUGAUGGAGUUUACGCGAGGAAUGCAGAUUACCGACGACAUCAUGAUGGGCAAACAGAUGUGGGAGAAGCUGUUCGAAGCUCCAAGUUUCUUCUACAGGUAUCGGCAUUUUAUUGUAUUAUUAGUGACCUCAAGUAACGCGGACGAUCAUCUGGAAUGGUGCGGUUUGGUUGAGUCAAAAAUACGCUACCUUAUAUUGAACCUCGAGCGUAAUCAACACAUCAAUCUGGCGCACGUGAAUCCAAAGUGCUACGAGCAGCACGAGCAGAACUCUGCCACAACAUUGAACGGUGCAGCGGAACGAAAACCGCCUUCCGCUUUCUGUUCGCUCUGGUUCAUCGGACUCGAGUUUGAGCGCACCGAAAAUCUUAAUGUCGACCUCACGGAAAGCAUACAAAGCUUCACAGAUUCCGUGCACAAGCACGCAGUGCACAUUAAACUACUGAAAGACGGAAUGAAAAUCGAAGCACGACACGUACGGCGAAAGCAACUGUCCCAAUACCUUGACCCCAAUCUGUUGAAGCGCGAGCGUAAGAUCUCCGACAGUUACACCACCGCCAGCAGUGGUAGCGGUGCAACCAACAAUGGUUCGGCGUCACCUGCAUCCGGCAAUGGUGGCGGAUCGACGAGCGGCCACAGUUCACGGAAGCGAAAGUCGUCCGAAAAUUUGUCCAACUCAACGAGCGGUCUGGUGGCCAGCUGCAGUAGUAGUCCCGUCGCCGGAACGGGCUCGAAUGGCAGUGCGGGAAGUGCAACGAAAAAGCGGCGAAACGAUUCCUUCGAUGGAGCCUCCAACAGCAGUUUCGAUCGAUCCCAGAACGAUCACUCGCCACCGGUUACGCAAACGCAGGACGAAGAGAUGGCAGCGUCUCCACCGUCACCGGCGGGCGAUCGCAACAGUCCGGAUUGCGAGCCGGCGUUCGAGUCAGAGGUCGCAACAAUUCCUCCGUCCAACAGUGGCACCUUGAUCGAUGAGGACAGUUCAUGCGAACCAACGAAGGCCGAUCACGCGACUGGCAACGGUAAUGGCGCAGAUAAUCGAAGCAGCAGCAGCAAUGGAGCCAACCCACCGGCAGCUUCUUCAGCCACCGAGGUGGUCUGCUCUUGACUGAUUCAACGACGUUCCAAGACGUUCCACGCGAACGAUCUACUUGUGAGUUCAUCGAUUGCCGAUGAUGCUCACCCGAUGAUGAGUGAUGUGGUGGGUGAUGAGUUUAAAAGUAGUGUCAGUAGUAGUGUUACCGUUGUUGAUGCUGCCGGUGGUGCUGGUACCGGUGCUGCUGUUGCUGCUCCCGUUGUCGUUUCAGUCGUGGAGCGGCUGUAGUUGUUAAUAAUGAACGUUGGGCGUGCUGCAAAUCCUGUGAAACACUUUACGAAGCUGGAUCACAAACCGAUCAAUGUGCAGCGAAGUUAAAAAGAAGAUCACGAUGCAGAGAAUCAGCUAUCGUUAUCGUUUAUUUCGAAGCAAUGAGGUCAAACAUUGCUCGACAGUGAGUUCGAAGGAGGACUGCAUCAACGCCAGUUCUUUUUUAUCGCAAGUGUGCUCCAGAUAAUUGAAAUGUUUCGUGAAGUUCGACUGCUCUUUUAGCUCGCCGAUGGCGGCGGUGCACGGCGUAAGGUAAGAUACGAUUUCCUUCUUCCAAGCUGCCGACGAUAAAGGUGAAGUCAAAAUAAGGACCCAUGGAUGCGUUACACCUACCAUGCGCAGGAAGACGGAGGUGAUUUAUUUUCUUCUUAAAUUUGAUAUAAUCCAGUACGAGGCAACACCGGGAGGGUGACAGCCACAGCUUGAAACGUGAACCGCAUCAGCAGCGUGUAGGUACGAACGUAGGCCUUCAUGGCAAAUUAGAGGCAAUGGUCAAACACUGCACGGCACUACUUGCAGGGGGCGAACAUGUACGUGUUGAGGGCAGAGCGUGAAAGAGUAUGCAAAUAGUAAUUAGUACAUAUAAAAGGGCUUCUGUAGCGGCCCUCGGAUCGAAAUCGAUUGAGGUAUGAUCGAUCGCCGCCGCCGUCGCCACCGUCGGCAGGCAAAAUGUAAAUAAUCAUUGAAGCAGAACGAUGAGAGAUAGAGAGAAGUACGAUGCUAAAGUAAGCACACAACAAAGAAAAACGAAGUAGAUAAAAGUAAUAUAAAAAAAACAUCAGAAUGUAAAAGUUAGCACGAUAGAGAUGACACUUAAAUAGAGAACCAUAGUAAGUGCGGCAAAGGGAAAAAAAGAUAAAAGGCAGCGAACAAGAUGAACGGAGACGAAUUGUCAAGCAAACUCCGUCGAAGCUCUGAUAAAAGGGAACGUACGUUCAUAUGGUAGCAGUGUCGUGUGCGCUGCCGAGUGUAAUUCAUAAGUCCUUUUUUUGUGGCCGUCGAACCACCGAUGAUCGUUGGUCGGCGUGUAACUUUUUUUCUCUUAUAUUUCCUGUUUUAUUUCAUCUUCACAUAAUUGUUCACUUUCUCACGUAUACUUUUUACAGUUCAGUUCCGCUACCGCUCGUUUGACAAUAUGUUGAAGCGAAUCUUGGGUUAUCGCCUUUUCCUUUACGAACGGUGUAAUAACCGAGCAAGUAAAUAUCCCAUGCAUCCCUGAAUUUGGGCAUUCGAAUCGAAAGGCUGUGGGCUUAUUUUUCGCAAAAAUUGGAUCCUCG
Messenger RNA from Anopheles cruzii, 3785 nucleotides. RefSeq names its product poly(A) polymerase type 3 (gene hrg). The transcript has 9 exons. The record is from RefSeq and is a predicted model, not a curated record. The coding region runs from base 121 to 2250 and encodes 709 amino acids. Lineage: Eukaryota; Metazoa; Arthropoda; Insecta; Diptera; Culicidae. Gene Ontology annotation, molecular function: poly(A) RNA polymerase activity; RNA binding. Gene Ontology annotation, cellular component: nucleus.